AUGGCGGACAUGGAGGACAAUCCUCUCUUCGGAGUCAGCCUUUCCAGCAUCGCCUCUUCCUCCUCCGAUUCCUCCUCUCUGAGCGAUGAUGUUCCUCCUGUGGAACCGCCCUCCACUACCGUCCUCCAAACCGUGAACAUCAAGUCUCAUGUUCCGGUGAUCCUUGAACUCGCCGAUCCCAACUAUGAUGAGUGGCGAUGCUUCUUUGAUGCCCUCAUUGGCAAGUUUGGCCUUGCUUCCCACCUCUCCUCCCCACCAACGCCUGAACAGCGCCGUGAUCCGGCCUGGUGCAUCCGGGAUCAGUGCAUUUUGAGCUGGCUCUACAACUCCAUCGCCCGCGACGUGCGUGCUAUUGUGCGCGUUCCGAAGGCCACGACGUAUGUCGUGUGGACUGCUAUUCAUGAUCAGUUCUGCGACAACGAACUUCACCGUGCUGUGUAUCUCGAGGCGGAAUUCCGGAACCUUGUCCAAGGCGACAUGACCAUUACUCAGUAUAUCGGCAAACUGAAGCAUCUCGCCGACGCCCUCCGCGAUGUUGGCCAGCCUGUGCACGGGACCAGUCAGGUCUUGAACAUGCUUCGUGGCCUAAGCUCCAAGUAUCGUGACAUCGUGCCGGUGAUCGCGGCGAAACAACCACCGCACACGUUUCUAUCGGCGCGUUCUUAUCUGCUUUUGGAGGAGCAGUAUGACAAGGAGCAGGCCAAGACAGCUGCGCAUCAAGCUCUUCUCACCACUGGCGGCCCUCGUCUACCAGUUCCUGCCGCUGCCGAUGGCGGUUCUGGUUCUGGGACUGGUGCACAAUCUCCAGCUCCGCACCCCUCGGCGGUUCCAGCUCGUACUGAUGGGAAGCGGGGACGUGGUCGUGGUCGUGGCCGCGGCGAUUACCAGCACUAG
Messenger RNA from Miscanthus lutarioriparius, 894 nucleotides. The record is from the annotation of a GenBank genome assembly. NCBI's taxonomy places the organism in Eukaryota, Viridiplantae, Streptophyta, Magnoliopsida, Poales, Poaceae.